Molecule: messenger RNA, 1394 nt
Organism: Colletotrichum destructivum
Lineage: Eukaryota; Fungi; Ascomycota; Sordariomycetes; Glomerellales; Glomerellaceae
Product: Putative Thioesterase domain, HotDog domain superfamily
Exons: 3
Coding region: 115-1005 (296 amino acids)
Source: RefSeq, a predicted model, not a curated record
CUCGGCUCUGCGCGUAUCUGCAGUGUACUUCCCUGACCUGGCUUCAUCCCUCCCACAGACGAACUUUUAAGCUUCUGCCCUGAUUCUCUCCGUUUAACGAAUUGGUAGCAAGCUAUGAUAACGACACCUCAUGCGUUGAGGACUGUGCUGAGGCAGCCCGCACGGCGCUCUGCAACCGUGCAAGCCCACGCCUUACAGCCAUCGGCCCGCUGCCGCCAGGCCAGUUUUCGAUGUUACCACCCAGGUGUAGGUGCAGAUCAAGCCACGCGACCGACACGAACCCACUCCCGACUUCGCAGAGCCGUCAGAUUUGGCGCGUUUGGGCUGCUCUUUGCCAGCCUGGGAUUCGCCGCGGCGGCAACUCCUCUCGUACCUGGUCUCCUUGAUGUGACACGGUAUCGGUCUGACGAGGAUAGUCUGCGCGCUUUUGUUCCGGAGGAUGACGAGGCUCGAGAAGUCGACGACUUCAUCAACCGUCACCCCCUUGCGGCGGAGAUGCGGCAGAACCCUGACAUGAUAGAGUCUCGUCCUCAUAUGAGGCUCCCUGAAGCACUGCGACGUCACAACCUCACGGGUGGCACGCUCCUGGGGCCCGGUCGCAUUACGGUGCCCCCUGUCUGCUGGACCGAGAAGGGUGGCAAGUCGUUCGUGUCCAUCUCCCACCUUGGCACAGAUAUGUGUGGUCAUCCUGGUAUCGUUCAUGGUGGACUACUAGCUACCAUGCUUGACGAGGGCCUGGCGCGGUGCUGUUUUGGCGCGCUUCCGCAUAACGUGGGUGUCACAGCCAGACUGGAAAUUAACUAUAAGAAACCGGUGCAGGCGGGCACUUACGUUGUCAUGCGGGCGCGGACAAUGAGGGUUGAGGGGCGUAAGGCGUGGGUCGAGGGUCACUUGGAAACGCUGGCGGUGAACGGAGAGGAGCCUGAGAUUCUGGCGCAGGCUUCUGCACUGUUUGUCUCUCCUAGGUUUGCAAUGGUCAUGGCGAAACUUAACGCGACUUCCUGAGAAAAGAGCUAUUGUGUAACGACGCCUGCAAGACCAUUGAUAAGCCAGGCCUGCCUGGCAUAUAUGUCAUGGACAGUUCUAGUUCUGUAAGACGGCUAAACCCGCCUGAACGUAGACGAGGAUGAUGGUAUAUAAGCCUUAAACAACCGGCUACUUGCGAGAGACGCAAACGAGCGACAUCUAUACCAUUCACGCGCUUAUACGUGACUGGAGUUUUUGAUGUUUUUUCUUGUAACACAACAUAGACGCCAAGAAGUUGGCAUAGUAUGGAUCUGCAUGGGAAGCGAGGGAAAUUGCUUUCGGCACAGCGUAUGAUCGUUGAGAACAUCGCAGACGAUAGACAGCUAGCUCCGCCAUGAAACGAUGCCGACGAGGAAAAUAUACAAUAC